UCGUUUCUUUUUUGAUUUGUACUUGUGCAUUUGUGAACAAAAAAUAAUUUAUAUGCAUGUAUUUUUGUUCAUUAAAUCAUUUUUUCAAUAUUUUAACGACUCAUUGUUUGCUACCUAAGCAACAGGAACUGAGCUGUACUGUAAGAUUAAAAUAGUAAUUUGUUGCAUUUUAAAAAGCGUUUGUUAGUAAUAAAGACCAUUGUUUUAUGUAGGGAGAUACUUACUUAUAGUUUUGCGUCAUGUUUAGCUACUUCUAGCUAUCUUACAGGUGUAAUUGUCCUCAGAGCUGGACAAAGGUUUAGUCCUUUGUGUUUGAAAAUGUGUUUCCAAUCUUUGCAGAGCUUGCAAUUGAAGCUCAUUCAAUGAACAUAUACUAGGGGCUUUUGAUAAACGAAUUAUUUUAUGAAAGUGCUUUGUAAUUUGUAAUUGAAGCAUUUUUAUGGUAUAUUUUUCAAAGUAAUUGAUAAAUUGAAGUUUUUGGAUUUUAAAAUGUAGUUGGGACUGCGGGAUUAAUUCAUGGAGCCUUUUUGUAAUAAAAUGGCGUAAAAAGCGAUACUAAAUUCUUGGUUGAAAACGUUAUUAUAUGAAGAUGAACCACUGCCAGAAGUUUAACGACUUGGAAAAUGGACAACAAACACAAAUCAAAAAACCAAUAAGUACAAUUCUGUGGGAUUGUCUUCCUAUAUCUGUUGCAUCUCUGGAAGCAUAUUGUUUUGGUUUAAUGUUAGGAUGGCCAUCGCCGAUGUAUCAAAAGUUAUUAAUCAAAAACACCUCGGUGUCCAUAACGUUCGAACAGACUGCGCCCCUGGCAGGGUUUUUAAUGUUCGGAGUAAUUUUCGCGACUCCUCUGUCAAAAUGGUCACCAGCUGGCAACAAAUAUGGUCUUAUAUUUGGAGUUCUACUUAUUUUAAUCGGCUGGGUGGUAAUGUUUUUGGCCAGAACGAAUUUGUGGUUGUUCGCGAGUCGGUUGGUUGUUGGAUUGGGCCACGGAUACGGCUUAGGGCAAUUGAAACUGUACGUGGUUGCUAUGAGCGAAGGAGAAAUGGUAAAAACAUUCACCAAGUUGAUCAGUUUGUACGUGUUUUUGGGGACCAUCACGGCGUUUAUUGUCGGGCCUUUUGUGACGUUUUGGACGUACUCACUUGUCUCGAUUUGUUUAACGGCAUCUGUACUUAUUCUUUUGUUUCUUUUACCCAAAAAACCCCUAAAAUUAAGGAGAUUUUUGAGAAAUGACAAAUAUUUAAAACCUCAAAAUGAUUCUUUACUAGAUAGUACAAAAAAUUUUGAAUGUAACACGCCGGCACCGGUACAAAUGUCGCUUUUUGAAAUAUGUAGGAACUGGCAACUUGUGAAAAAAACGUUUCUAUUUUUUCUUCUAACAUUUUUUCAACAAUAUACAAGUAUCCCCCCGUUAACUGUCUACACACAAAUCGUUUUUGAAACGCUCGGUUAUCCAAGUCCCCACAUUUUAGCAGCUUUAUUUAUUGUUUUUCUCUCUACAAUUACUUUAUUUUUUUAUUUUAAAAUGACGGAAAUGAAUUCAAAAAUUUUAUUAACAUAUUCCAGUAUUCUCUUAUCGUGUUCGUUGUGGUUUCUUGUGUUUACGUUACACAACAAUUUAGAAACUAAAUUUCCUUUUAUUUGUUUAUUUAUUUUAUUGUUUAUCGUGUACUGUCACGCUUUCGGUUUGGGAACAGUGCCAUUUAAAAUUGUUGGCACCUUUUUUCCAGCGGAGGUUCGUUCAAUAGAAGAAAUGAUUUUUAUAAUGUGUUAUUCCUUUUUUGCGUUGAGCAGUACCAAAAUAUUCCAGGUUUUACUCAGUUUGUUCGGUUUAAAAUAUUGUUUUAUUUUCAAUGCAGUGAUUGCUACCAUUUCCAUAGCCUUUACAGUAUUAGUUUUGCCAGAUGAAUUAGAUUAACGAAGUCGUUACGUAGUUAAAUUUAUAGAUAUUACGGAAUUGUUAACUAUUUUAUAAUAAAUUUGUGAUAUAAAUAUUGCUUAGUUAAGUGGAAUUGCCUACGUUUCAGUAGUAUUGUAUUUUUAAUAUUUAAUUCAUCAUUGGCAAAGUGAAAUAUAUUUUAUU
Molecule: messenger RNA, 2083 nt
Organism: Agrilus planipennis (emerald ash borer)
Lineage: Eukaryota; Metazoa; Arthropoda; Insecta; Coleoptera; Buprestidae
Product: sugar transporter ERD6-like 7
Exons: 3
Coding region: 584-1918 (444 amino acids)
Biological process (GO): transmembrane transport
Cellular component (GO): membrane
Molecular function (GO): transmembrane transporter activity
Source: RefSeq, a predicted model, not a curated record